This is a messenger RNA of Pseudopodoces humilis (Tibetan ground-tit), 555 nucleotides long. It is a transcript of the gene GKN2, whose product is annotated as gastrokine 2. The record is from RefSeq and is a predicted model, not a curated record. Lineage: Eukaryota; Metazoa; Chordata; Aves; Passeriformes; Paridae.
AUGAAGACAUUGGCUGCAGUCCUAAUUUGCCUGGGAGUCCUUUGGGCUCAGACUUCUGCACUGGACACCUUUGUCCUGCGGGAUCCUGUCAGCAAUUAUGUCACUGGGACCAUGACCAUCCACAGCGAGGAGCACAUCGUCGAUGUCCACGUCCGCUCUGGCGUGUACUCCUCAGACACCAUUUUUGACUACACACACGGCUAUAUUGCAACCAGGCUAUUCUCACGAAACGCCUGCUUUAUCAUGAAAAUAAAGAAGGACUUGAUCCCAGAGCUGCAGGAGAUGGGACGUUUGGCUUUUGAGAGACAGACCAUGAAGGAUGUGUACUCCCCAAACAACGUGUGGGCCCAGUUCCAGAGUGGCUCCUCCUGGCUGGGGCGUUUGAAGGACUGGAUCCUGUAUGGGAAGCACAUUGAGAAGCUCUGCACGGGGCUCCCUCUCUACCAGCUGGUGGCCACCCAACCACCAAUGAAUGUUGAUGGCUGUGCCAGUGCCGGGAUUCCAAGCAUUUUGGGCCUUAAAAUCUGUGAAGAACUCAUUACAACUGGAUCUUGA